AUGAUGGUAACCGUCUCGAAAGUGAUCACAUCUGUCAUUUUCUUUGCAAUACUAGGAUAUGCAGUCAAUGAAAGAGAGAACAAAUCUUCAAAGAAGACAUGGCUUAAGUUUGGAUCAAAAACCCGGUAUCAACGGAAAGAGAUCCCAUUUGAAGCGCCCAUAGGUUGCGAUCCUCUUCACAUCAGCAUGGUCAUAAGACAUGGGACGCGCUAUCCUAGCAAAAAGGACGUGAAAAAAAUUGAAAAAAUGCUUGAUGUGAUCAACGAGGAGAUCGAUUCAAACUGGUCUGUUGGAGACCUUCAUCUUCCUUGGAAAAAUCCCUUUUCUCUUGAUCAUGACAAACUUUUGGCAUCCGCUGGAGAAGAAGAAUUGUAUUCUCUCGCCAAAGAAUUUCUGAAACGUUUUCCAAGCUUGCUAUCGCACCCGUAUCAUCCGCAUAACUUCGAUUUCAUCAGUACGGGAACUUCCAGAACAGUACAGAGUGCUAUGGCUUUUGCGUUUGGUUUGUUCGAGGGGCGAGGUAGGCUGGGUGCGAGUGGUUUUCAACCUGUGGCAGUCGAGUCGAAAGAAACUAACAACGAUCAUUUACUUCGCUUUUUUGAUGUAUGCCCAAUGUACAAUGUGAAAGUUGCAGAUAACGACACUGCACUUCAUGAGCACAAAAAGUUUAAACGUGGUAUAGAAAUGGAACGUAUUGGUCAUAAAAUACAACGGCUCAUGUCAAAGCGUCCUGAUAAUCCCCAGACAACUUUCACAGCAGAAACUGUUAUUGGAAUGUACACUGCUUGCAUUUUUGAGGUUGCAAUCUUUAACAGAGAAAAUACUUGGUGCCUCCUUUUUGACAAGGAAGAUUUCUUGACUCUAGAGUACUUAUCAGACUUGAAACAUUAUUGGAAGAGAGGCUAUGGAUACCCAAUAACCUAUCAAAUUGGAUGCCCUUUAUUAGGAAACAUUGUAAGCAGCCUUAAAAAUGCAACAGAUCCAUCUUCAAGUGAGAAAAAGUAUGGCAAUUUUAUGUUUGCCCAUAGUGAGACUCUACAACCUCUUUAUGCCUUGCUUGGAUUAUUCAAAGAUCAAGAGAAACUGAGAGCUGGCAACAUGAAUGUGCACUCUGGGCGCAAAUACAGAACCAGUGAAAUUGUGCCAUUUGGAGCAAACAUUGCAUUUGUUGUAUACAGUUGCAAUGCAGAUGGUAACUCUUGUGGUAAGGAAUCAGAUAGUUACAAAAUGGGGCCUUUCAAAAUCCAAGUAUUUGUUAAUGAAGAGUUGGUAGCUUUGCCUUGUUGUGGUGAACAGAGAGAGUGCCCCCUAGAGACAUUUUUGCAGUGUUUUGACACUAAACAAAAUGGGUCAUGUAACCUGUCAUCAUUAUGCAGCUUGGAAAGCAACAGUGCUGAAAACUAUCAUGGGGAAUUGUGA
Molecule: messenger RNA, 1419 nt
Organism: Pocillopora meandrina
Lineage: Eukaryota; Metazoa; Cnidaria; Anthozoa; Scleractinia; Pocilloporidae
Source: the annotation of a GenBank genome assembly